AUGGCAUUUGCACUGCGAUCAGCUCCGGCCGCGAAGGAUAGCCAUGAACUGAAGGCGGUGCUGUCCGCCCAAGACGCGGAGAUCCACGCGCUCAAGGCGCAGCUGGCGGAGGCCCAAAGAGCAAGCUCUCGGCUGAAAGUCCAGCUGCGGGACUUGGACGCCGAGUUGCAGGUGGCCAACGAGGCCACCAGCACCGCCGCGGCGCGCCUCAAGGACCACGCAAACCGCCAGGGGAUGCUCUUGUCUGCAGGCCUGGAACGCAGUGGCCUGCAACGUGCUCAUCUCGAGGAGGAGCUGCAGCGAAUGGAGCGCCUGCUUUGGGAGCGUGACCAGGAGACCGCGCGACUCCGCAAGCAAGCCCAGUCGCUGGAAUCAAGCCAGCUUCAGCUGGACAUGGAGAUGCGGGGCUUGCAAGCUGCACGCGACAACUCCGCGCUGGAGGCCAAAGAGCUCAGUGGCAGCAUUGCAGAACUGCUGCAUCAACGCCUGCAGAAGGUGGAGAAGAGCAAAGACGUGGUGGAUGCCCUGGGAGCCAGCCCAUUUAGCAUUGACGGUGCAGCAUCGCAGAAGGAGUCGAAGCGAUUGCACGAUGUCACCCAGGUCUUGGAGACCAAGCGCCAGGAGUUUGCGGAGUUGAAGCACAAGACCGAGCAGGCCGCAGGGGAUGCCAAGCACUGGGAGGCAGAGGAGUCUUCCUUGACCCGGCGUGUGCACCUCUUCGAGCAGGAGCUGCGUGCCAAGCAGGGCCAGAUGGAGCAGAACGACAAGCACUUUGUGCACGAGGGUGGCCUUUUGCGCGAGCACAUCGAGGAGCUACGGAAGGCAGUCGCCAAGGAGCAGACAGGUUAUAUGGCCGCCGACCAUCGCACCGCCCUGCGGGCCCAGGUGUCUGAAGAGACGCACGCGGCCAAGCGGGAAGUCCAGUCCCUCUUGGCGAUGGUGCCGCAGCUGGAUUCGGCACUGCGGGCGCGGCAUCAGCACGUCUACAGCGCCGAGGUGAAGAGCGACUCGAUAGAUGUGGCGCUGCACGCAGUGCUGCGGGCAACCCCAACUCCUCCGGGCCUGGUGUGUCGCUUGGGCGCGGGCCUUGGCAACGAGACCGCGCCGGCAGAGCUUCCUCCACACUUGGGGUUCCACUUUGGAGUCUUUCAGGAAUUCCCGCGCCACGCAGAUCCAUUCCGUGCCAGCACCAUGGGCCCUGGGGCCGUGAGCACACCGCCCAAGCGGUGCGCUGCGAGGACCCCAAGCGUUCUCUUUGAGGGCGAGCUCACGGUGGUGCGGCGCGAGAGCGCAGAGACGAGGCGCUGCAUCCUGAGCCACAAUGUCUUCAAGUACUUCGCUUCCGACGGCAAGCCGCUGGCGAGAUUCCCCAUCAGCUCGAGCAGCUCACUGGAAUUGAUCCCUGGAGGAUUGCGGCUUCGACAUGGCGCCAAGGUGAUCGUGCUGCAAGGGCCGGCGGACCAAGUGGCUUUGUGGCGCCAGCACUUGGAGCUGGCAUUCCAGAAGGCCUCAAAGGCGUCGCUGGAGCUGAGGAUCUUCAGCCCCAGCGGGCAGCACUUGUGCACUGUGCUGGCCGAGCAUGCCUGGCGUGCCCGCGAUAUGAAGGCAAUCAUCAAGUCAGCCACCGGGAUUUCGCCCGUGGAGCAGCGCCUUGUCUACGGACUCCAGGUCUUGGAGGAUCAGGAUGUGCUGGAGGGCGUGCUUCCGCUCCAGGAUGGGUCCUCGCAUGACCUGUCGCUGGUUCGCUGCCCGCCACCUGCCGAGAUGGAGCAUCCAGGACUGCGCCUGGACCGGGCCUCGGCCUUGCGUGCCGUGCGAGGCGACUGGCGCCAGCUGGGCCAGGUGGAUGCUGCCUACAGGCAAGAUCGGGAGAUUGUGAUGAUGGCUGUAGCACAGGACUGCAUGGCCUUGCAGUAUGCCGCUGACUUCUUGCGAGCAGACCGCGAGGUUAUCUUGGCCGCGGUUCACCAGUGUGGCUCCGCCAUCCAGUUCGCCAGCUCCGCGUUGCGGGAGGAUCCGGAAAUCCUGUCCCAUGCCGUUGGCUACUGA
Effrenium voratum is the source of this 2049-nucleotide messenger RNA. The record is from the annotation of a GenBank genome assembly. NCBI's taxonomy places the organism in Eukaryota, Dinophyceae, Suessiales, Symbiodiniaceae.